CUCCCCGAUCCACCCGUCCCUUGUGGAGGAGGAGCGAUGGGGGCGAGAACGCGGGAGGUUGCUGGGGGUGGGUCUGACCUGGACCCAGCCUGCAGUGCCAGGGGAAGAGGAAGUCCCAGGCUGUCCCCGUCUCCCGCAGCCCAGCCAGGACUAGCAACUGAUGCAGGCGCAGAUGCCCCCGUCAGUCACUAACUAGCCUGGGCUGGACACCGCUGCACAGAGUCUCGGUGUCACUGCCCCCCCUCCAACAAGGCUAACGGGGAGGAGAAAUUUGGGCGCCUCUCCCCGCCACCUCUGCACGAAUCCAGUCUGGGGGCUUCCUCUGCGGGGCUGGGACUAGCCCCCGGGCCCGGCUCUGCCGGCAUCAACUCCGGGCCGGAGACCCAGGCUGCAGAAUAACAUCCACAUUUUGCUCCGGAUCAUCUCAUCCUCCCAGGGGAAAGGAAAUGGCGUCAGUGGAGCCGGCUCAGAGGCCUGUGACCUUUGAGGAGCUGGCUGUGUACUUCACGGAGGGGGAAUGGGCUCUGCUAGACCCUGCUCAGAGAGCCCUCUACAGGGAGGUCAUGCAGGAGAACUAUGCCACUGUGGCCUCACUGGGGUUUCCAGUUUCCAAACCUGAUGUGAUCUUCCAGCUGGAACGAGGGGAAGAGCCAUGGGUGCCAGAUCUCCAGGGCUCUGAAGAAAGAGAGCUCCAGAAAGGUGCCCAGACAGGUAAUUGGAUGGUGAGUGAGAACGAGGAGCAGAAUCCACAGCAGGUUGAUGCUGAGCAACUGGAACCACAUGGGACAUUAGCAGGAAGAUGCAAAGAGAAAGUUUCUGGGAGCUGUGGAGAGGCUAAAGCCUGUGAGGGUCAGCAUAGGCCAGAGAAAACCUUCAGUAGCUGCUCAGACCUUAUUAGACAUGAAAGAAUCAACAUGGAAGAGAGACCCUACACAUGCUAUUAUUGUGAGAAAAGCUUCAACCACAGCUCAAACCUCAGCAGACAUCGGAGAGUCCACACAGGAGAGCGACCAUACACAUGCGCUGAGUGUGAGAAAAGCUUCAUUCGGCGCUCACACCUUAUCACACAUCAGCGAAUCCACACAGGAGAGCGAUCCUUCACAUGCCCUGAGUGCGGGAAAAGUUUUAGACAGGACUCAGCUUUUAUGAGACAUAAGAGAACCCACACAGGCAAUGGGAUGGUGAGUGAAAACAAGAAGAAGACCUCCUGCCAGGAAGAUGCUGAGCAAGUAGAACCACAUGGGACAUUAGCAGGAAGAUCCAAAGGGAAAGUUUCUUGGAGUUAUGCAGAGGCUAAAGCCUGUGAGAGUCAGCAUAGGCCAGAGAAAACCUUCAGUAGUGGCUCAGACCUUAUUAGACAUGAUAGAAUCAACACGGGAGAGAAACCCUACAUAUGCUCUGAGUGCGGGAAACAUUUCACUCGGCGCUCAGACCUUAUCACACAUCAAAGAAUCCACACCGGAGAGCGACCUUAUACAUGCUCUGAUUGUGGGAAAAGCUUCAAUCGAAGCUCAAACCUUAUCAUACAUGAGAGAAUCCACACUGGAGAGCGACCCUACAAGUGUUUUGAGUGUGGGAAAAGCUUCAGUGAGAGCUCACACCUUAUCAGACAUCAGAGAAUUCACACAGGAGAGCGUCCCUACAAGUGUUCUGAGUGCGGGAAAAGCUUCAGUGUGACUUCACACCUCAUUAGACAUCAGCGAAUCCACACAGGAGGGGGAUCCUUGACAUGCUCUGACUGCGGGAAAAGUUACAAAGACAGCUCAUACUUCAUCAGACACCGGAGAGUCCACACAGGAGAGACAUCCUACAAGUGCUCUGAGUGCGGGAAAAGCUUCAUCAAGCGCUCACACCUUAUCACACAUCAGAGAAUCCACACAGGAGAGGGCUCCUUCACAUGCCCUGAUUGCGGGAAAAGCUUCAAAGUCAGUGCAUACCUCAUCAGACAUCGGAGAGUCCAUACUGGAGAGAGACCCUACAGAUGCCUUGAGUGUGGGAAAAGCUUUCGUUGGAGCUCAGGUUUUAUCCGACAUAAGAGAAUCCACACAGGUGAUGGGAUGGUGAGUGAGAACAAGAAGACGACUCCCAAGAAGGAAAAUACUGAGGAAGUAGAGCCACAUGGGAUUUUAGCAGAAAGAUCCAAAGGGAAAGAUUCUUUGAGUCGUGCAGAGGCAAAAACCUGUGAGAGUCAGUGUAGGCCCGAUAAAAGCUUCAGUAGCUGCUCAAACCUUAUUAGCCAUGAAAAAAUCAACACAGGAGAGAGACCCUGUACAUGCUGUGAGUGCGGGAAAAGCUUCAAUCAGCGCUCAAGCCUUAUCAUACAUCAGAGAAUCCAUACAGGAGAGCGACCCUACUCAUGCGCUGAGUGUGGGAAAAGCUUCAAUGUGAGCUCACACCUUAUCAGACAUGGGCGAGUUCACACUGGAGAGAGACCCUACACAUGCUUUGAGUGUGGGAAAAGCUUUCGUUGGAGCUCAGCCUUCAUCAUACAUAAGAGAAUCCACACAGGAGAGCGACCCUACACAUGCUCUGAUUGUGGGAAAAGCCUCAAUGGAAGAUUACAGCUCAUUACACACCAGAGAAUACACACAGGAGAGCGACCCUACACGUGUUCUGAGUGUGGGAAAAGCUUCAAUGUGAGCUCAACCCUCAUCACACAUCAGAGAGUCCAUACAGGAGAGAGAUCCUUCACAUGCUCUGAGUGCGGGAAAAGCUUCAAACACAGAUCAAACCUGACAGCACAUCGGAGAGUCCACACUGGAGAGAGACCCUACACAUGCUUUGAAUGCCAUAAAAGUUUUAGUCAGAGCUCACACCUUAUAUCACAUCAGAGAAUCCACACAGGAGAACGACCCUACUCAUGCUCUGAAUGUGGGAAAAGAUUUAGUGAGAGGAAAACCCUCAUCACACAUCAGAGAAUCCACACAGUAAAGAGACCCUUCACAUGCCCUGAGUGCAGCAAAAGUUUUAGACAGAGGUCAGCUUUUAUCAGACAUCAGAGAAUCCACACAGGCAAGUAAUGCCAUAAACCUCUUGACUAGAGCUGGCCAAAGAUUUUUUGUAAAAUAAUUCCCAAGUAAUUUGCACCAUUUUGUUCAGUGUGGUCUCUCAGCUCCACGUGAGUUGCCUGCCUCUGUCUUUUGCCCCUUCUCUUUUGGGGUGAAUCCCAUCAUCCUUUAUCAACUCCUUUGUCUGCUAUCACCUGGAACUGUGCCCCCCUCCUGCCAGAAAUAUUCAUCAGCACCAGAUGGGGGAGAUGGGUUUGACCUUGACUAGCUACACUGAAGUAAAAACUACCUGUGCCUUGUCUCCACUGGGAUUGUACAUGGAUGUAGCUGCUCAGCUUAGUGAUCUUGUAACAACACAACUACAUUUGCAGUGCCGACAUAACCUAGGUACAGUGGAUGGGGUUAUUUUUCUCCUUGACCUGAGCUCACCCGCAUCAUUUUUCCUAGUCUAGACAAACCCCAAGCAUCACGUCGAUACCAUUCCCCCAUUACAAAGUGAUUCCUAGCCCCUUGGGGACAGAUUGUCUCAAUCCCAGUUGUUCUCACCUUGCUUAGGGUUGUGCUGGACAAAAGUAUUUUUUCUACCAUUUUCCUCAAUUAAAAUAGAUUGAAAUAGAACAAAGAGCAGGGGUAGGAAAAAUGUGUAAUUUCAGCCUCUGUGACACCCAAAGGAUCAAAGGGAUUCCCUCUUUCCCCAUCACUGUCACAAUCCCCGCUUGCCCCAGCAGCAUUAGCUUCUGUGUAAGCCAUAAUAGCGUUUAUCCUCCCCACGUUCUACCCGUGCACCUCCCAGUGUGUCACGUGAUGCCAUGAUCUGCAUGCUCCCUGUGCUUAGGUAUCACACUUUGAUCCUAAAUCAGAGUCAUUGGGGCUAGAUGUGAAAUUGUCAAGACCUGGCGGGGGAAUUUGAAUGGAUCCCAAACAUAGAGUAAUCAUUCUGUGCUUUCAUUUCUGCUUCCGGCAAAGCUGCUUCUGGGCUUUUUCCUGCUGAGCUGGGAUUGUUGCAGGUGGGAAAUUUGGCUGCUUUUCCCCCUUGUGAUGAAGCUAAAUCUUUUGUACAUAACAUGACUCAAUAAUAAUGAGAUGGCACUGAGUGAAGAGAGUUUGAAUGGCUCAGAGGAGAACACAUUGGGAAAAUCUAUUUUGAGUUUGAGUUAUCAGACAUACCCUGCUCUGAAAUUUCAUUUUAUAUGAAACUGAAAGUGUCUUCUACCCCUCUGUGUUGUGGAUUUUUCUCUCUCUCCUGAAGGUGAUUUAGUCUCAUAAUUGGAUAUUACUUUUGUUUGACAGAAUGUACCUCAGAUUUUUUGGGGACUUUGAGACAAAUGACCGUUUGCUAAAUUAAUAUCUUAUUUUCUGUGGCUCUUUCCCCCACUCCUCCAUCAUGAUAUGGAGGAAGUUCAAGUGUAGUUCAGCCAGCGGGAAAGAAUACUCCAAGCUAUUUGGUGUGCUACCUAGGAAACAGGUAGCAUUUUCAUAUUUCUAUUCUGAAACAGUAAACAACGGCAUACCACAAAUUGUAGAACUAAUUGAAGUAACUGGACACGAUCACACUUGUUGUGGGUGCAAUGUAAAUUAAAAAAAAGAUCUGUCCAAUAACUAGGUUUAAUCAAUUUAUUAGUGAGGUUUUUAUUACAAAGAUUAAUACAGCAUAAUACAGAAAGGAAGAGUACCUACAUUACCAGUCCCUGUGGAAGACAGGAGUUGGGAGUGUGUCCUUCUCCUGCCAGAAAUAUCCAUCAGCACCACAUACGAGAGAUAGUGUUGACCUUGACUAGCUACACUGAGGUAAAAACAGCCUGUGUCUUGUCUCCACUGGGAUUGUAUAUGGAAGUAGGUGCUCAGCAAUCUUGUUGUAACAACAUGACUACAUUUGCAGUGCAGACAUAACCUGGGUACAGUGGCUGGGGUUAGCUUUCCGCUUGGCCUGAUCUCACCUCCGUCAUUUUUCCUACCCUAGACAAACUAUGAGCAUCACAUUGAUACCAUUCCCCCAUUACAAAGUGAUUGUUAGUCAUCGAGUUCCCCUUUGGGGACAGAUUGUCUCAAUCCAAGUUGUUCUCACUUUGGUCUGGGUUGUGCUGGACAGAAGUAUUUUUUCUACCAUUUUCCUCAUGUAUAGUAGAUUGAAAUAGAACAAAGAGCAGGAGCGGGGUAGGAAAAAUGUGUCAUUUCAGCCUCGGGUGACACCCAAAGGAAAUGGGGUGAGUCAAACGGAUUCCCUCCUUCCCCAUCACUGUCACAAUCCCCCCUCGCCCCAGCAGCAUUAGCUUGAUUGAAUUAGCCUUGUCAUCACUGGUUCUCCACUUGUAAGGUAUCUCCCUUCUCUUCAUGUGCCAGUAUAUUUAUGCUUGUAUCUGUAACUUUCACUCCAUGCAUCUGAAGAAGUGUUUUUUACCCACGAAAGCUUAUGCCCAAAUAAAUCUGUUAGUCUUUAAGUUGCCACCGGAAUCCUCAUGGUUUUUGUGGAUACAGACUAACACGGCUACCCCCUGAUACUAAAUCUUUUGUAUAUAACAUGACUCAAUAAUAAUGAGAUGGCACAGAGUGAAGAAAGUUUGAAUGGACCAGAGGAGAACACAAUGGGAGAAUCUGUUUUGAUUUUGAGUUAUCCGAUAUAAGCUGCUCUGGAAUUUCAUUUUAUAUGAAACUGAAAAUGUCUGCUACCCUUCUGUGGUGUUCCUCACCAUCGUAAGCCUCCCUCUGUCAAACUCCUGUCUGCAGCCCCCUGUCCGCUGAAAGGGUUGUUUAAGCGAGAAGUUUUGAAUGUAGUUGGUUUAUAGGUUUUAAGGGGAAUAAAGGGAAAACAGAUAGAACUGGCAAGGGACCCUCGCCCCCUUCCUGCUCCCCUUCCAGACUCCCUUGCGAAACUCCCUGUUAGCAGCCCCUGUUCCCCCCGGCGCUGUUUGGCUCUGCAUCUUAACCGGCAGCGAGAGGCACAGCAUUGGUCCCUGAGGGAGGAGUCCUCCUUGGAGUUGGAAGGGGACCUUGGUUCCUGUUCUCAGAGGAACUGGGUUGGCCCACACACCAGACAGUAGUACCAGCCUUGCAGCGGAUGUCUUGCCACAAGUUCAGUGGCCAUUUCAUUGGCUGUACUGGAACCCAUGGAGGCUCCCUAUGAUGCUGGGACCAUACUCCCCGCAAUCGUCCAUAGCCGUGUUGGGAAAGUGAACCAUCCCCCACCCCCACCUCACUACAGGAACCGGAUUCGGGUUCUGACGUGGGUACCGAGGUACAGGCUUCGACUCAAGGGGAAGCCUCUCCAGUGGAGGAAGGGGCACCUGUACCCCACCAAGUGUUACCAUCGUCCUCGUCGUCCCCGGACGAGGUGGUCACCAGGCCUGCUCACCCGCUCCCUCCAGAUGACUUUAGGGCCCAUCAGGAUAUUUUGAAGAGGGUGACCUCAAACUUGGGGUUAGAGGCGGAGGAACUCACUGAGCCCUUGGACAGCCUCUUGGAUAUUUUGGCCGUUGCGGUGCCAUCUAGGGUGGCACUCCCGGUGCAUGAUGGGGUGCUGAAAGUAGUAGAGGCUCCCUGUCCAACACUUUCCUGCUCCCUUGGAUGAGAACCCUGCUGUACGCUUUCCCACCGAUACUCCUGGUUCACAAGAUCCUACUGAAGAUCUAGAGGGAAAAAGUGAAGGGCAUCCUGGUGGCUCCGGCAUGGCCUCGCCAGCACUGGUUCGGCAUGCUUUUGGAUGUGCGCAGACUCCAGUCAAAGUACCCACAUCCCUUGUCUCCCCUCCCCACCAAAAAAUUGUGGCCAUUCUAGUUCCAGGACUGUGGUGCACUUUGGGAAAAUUUACUGCCCACCCUGCAUGUUACCAGGAAGCAGCUCGCUUUGCCAAACGCUUGAUGGGUUCGCUCUCCUUUGCACACCCAGGAGAGACUCUGAUAGUGUGCUUACAGAUCAGUAGUCAGAAGCGAAUGGGUUAAUGCUGACCUGAGCAGCUGCCAUUUGCAAAGGGGGGAAGGCUUCUGCUUUCAGUAGAGUGGAUUGCAGAUUGUUGGGGGAGAGAGGACUAAGGAAUUUGUCCCAUGGAAUUGUGGGAUACUUCCAGCUGACUCCUGGGAUCCCAGUCAAGCGGGGCUGCAUCUACACUGCAAAGCAAUGGGGCUCAGACCCUGGAUCUCAGCUUAACUUGCGCUUGGGCCCUCCAGCCUUGCAGGGUCCUGGGACCCUGGGUUAGCGCAAUUGCAGUGUAGAUGCAAAAGGGGUUAGGCUUGAGCCUGGGCUCAAUCACGGUCUUAUGUUGCAGUAUAGACACACCCCAGAGACAAAUGAACUCUUAGAAAUGGAAGGCACCUGUGUUAGUGGAGAACAGAGCAUUACACAGGGCUCAUUGGUGGAAAUGAGGAUUGAGAGAAAACUAACCAAUAUGAUAAGAUUUUGUAAUCUUUGAAUAUGUUGUUGUUACCAGUGAUAAUGGAAUUAAACAUGAUGUUAAUCAUUACAGAAUAAGAGACUGAUUAUGUGAUAACCAGAAUUCUAUUGUAAGACUGCAAAUUAUAUUGGUUUUUAUUUCUUUUCUUUCUUUUUUUGUUUUUUGUGAGCCUGGGUGUGUGGGACUCGAGUCUGCAGGCUCAGUGUGUCUAAGCCUGUGCUGGAGAGUCCACACUGAACGGUGACCCUGGGUUUAGAGUUUCAAGACCCGAGUCUCACACCAGCGCUCACGUGCCCACAGUGCACUGCGCAGACCCAGUCAAAUCAGCCUCUCCCAGGCUUCCUAGCUCUCUCCGAGCUGUAGCCUCUUCAGCCCUUUGUUCCUUGUGCACCAUGGAAACACUUGAGUGUCCCUCUCGCAGCACUUUAUCAGAAGUUGUCUCACCCGCCAAUACAGCCAGCCAAGCUGUGUUUUGGGUCUGCAAGCUGCCGUCAGCUGGACCCAGCAACAUGCGUGAGGCCCCAUUUGAAGAAUUUGCCAUGCUUGCAUUUUCACUCCUGUUUCAUAAAGUGGGCAGAACAUACGUGAGAUGCUGGUGGCAGAUUCCGAGCUAUUGAAGGCUUCUGUCAGAGGAGGAAGAUACACGUCAACUGGCUGAUGCUGCUCAUGAUUCUUGGUAUAGCUGCUGAUGCUCCCUAUGUAGUCCUGCACCUGUGAAGAAGGGCCACAGGCACAGACUGGUGGGAUCACAUUGUUAUGCAGACCUGGGAUGACCACCUGUGGCUGCAGAACUUUCAUAUGCAAAAAGUAAUGUUUCUGGAGCUUUGUGAGGAGCUUGCCCUGACUCUGCAGUGUCAAGACACAUACAAGUGGGUGGCGAAGUUGGUCCAGAAGUGGAUUGCUAUAAUCAUCUGGAAGCUGUGCACUCCUGACUGCUACAGGUCCACUGCUAACCAGUUUGGUCUUGGCAAAUUAACUGUGGGGGCAGAGGUUUCUGCGGCAGUCAGGCAUGCGAUUUAAGACUGGCCAUACUGGGUCAGACCAAUGGUCCAUCUAACCCAGUAUCCUGUCUUCCAACAGCAGUCAAUGGGCAACCAUUAAGUGAUCCAUCCCUUGUUGUCCAAUCCCAGCAUCUGGCUGUCAGAGGCUUAGGGACACCGAGAGCAUGGGGUUGCAUCCCUUACCAUCUUGACUAAUAGCAGUUGAUGGACCCAUCCGCUAUCAAUUUAUUUAAUUCUUUUUUGAACCCUGUUACAGUUUUAUCCUUCACAUCAUCCCCUGGCAACAAGUUUCACAGGUUCGCUGUGUGGGGGGUGAGGAAGUACAGCAGAACCCUGUUCAUCCAAUCUAAUUGGGCCACAUUAGAUAAUCAAAAAUUGGAUAAUCUGGAGAAUGGGAAUGUGUGAGGAUGCAUCAUCAUCUAGCAGCCACAGGAGAAAUCACCUGCUUUUGGACCUGCAUGCACUGGUUGUUCAGUUAAUACGGAUAAUGGAGGUUCAGAUAAAUGGGGUUCUACUGUAUUUCCUUUUGUUUGUUUUAGACCUACUGCCUAUUAAUUUCAUUGGUGACUUCGGGUUCUUGUGUUAUGACAAGGGAUAAAUAACACUUCUUUAUUUACUUUCUCCACACCAUUCAUGAACUUAUAGACCUCUAUCAUAUGCCCUCUUAGUCAUCACUUUUCAUAAGAACAUAGAAUGGGCAUACUGGGUCAGACCAAAGGUCCAUUCAGCCCAGUAUCCUGUCUGCUGACAGUGGCCAAUGCCAGGUGCCCCAGAGGGAGUGAACCUAACAGGUAAUGAUCAAGUGAUCUCUCUCCUGCCAUCCAUCUCCACCCUCUGACAAACAGAGGCUAGGGACACCAUUCCCUACCCAUCCUGGCUAAUAGCCAUUAAUGGACUUAACCUCCAUGAAUUUAUCUAGUUCUCUUUUAAAACCUGUUAUAGUCCUAGCCUUCACAACCUCCUCAGGCAAGGAGUUCCACAGGUUGUGCGCUGUGUGAAGAAUAACUUCCUUUUAUUUGUUUUAAAUUUGCUGCCCGUUAAUUUCAUUUGGUGGCCCCUAGUUCUUACAUUAUGGGAACAAGUAAAUAACUUUUCCUUAUUCACUUUCUCCACAUCACUCAUGAUUUUAUAUACCUCUAUCAUAUCCCCCCUUAGUCUCAUCUUUUCCAAGCUGAAAAGUCCUAGCUUUUUUAAUCUAUACUCAUAUAGGACCUGUUCCAAACCUCUAAUCAUUUUAAUUGCCCUUCUCUGAACCUUUUCUAAUGCCAGUAUAUCUUUUUUGAGAUGAGGAGACCACAUGUGUACACAGUAUUCAAGAUGUGGGCAUACCAUGGAUUUAUAUAAGGGCAAAAUGAUACUCUCUGUCUUAUUCUCUAUCCCUUUUUUAAUGAUUCCUAACAUCCUGUUUGCUUUUUUGACUGCUGCUGCACAGUGCGGGGACGUCUUCAGAGAACUAUCCACGAUGACUCCAAGAUAUCUUUCCUGAUUAGUUGUAGCUAAAUUAGCCCCCAUCAUAUUGUAUGUAUAUUUGGGGUUAUUUUUUCCAACGUGCAUUACUUUACAUUUAUCCACGUUAAAUUUCAUUUGCCAUUUUGUUGCCCAAUCACUUAGUUUUGUGAGAUCUUUUUCAAGUUCUUCACGGUCUGCUUUGGUCUUAACUAUCUUUGGUCUUAACUAUCUGCAAACUUUGCCACCUCACUAUUUACCCUUUCCUCCAGAUAAUUUAUGAAUAAGUUGGAUUACCUUUGAUAAUUGGAUAUCGAGUGGGGGACAGUUGAGACGGUGCCAAAUUAUUGUGAAACUGUUGGAACAGUGCCAAAUUAUUGUGAAUUACUGUGGUUGAUAUGAAUGAAUGUGAUAAGCAUGAGUUCAGUGUGGCUUGGGAUGUCUGAAGUGGCUAAAGGAUUCUGAGAGCAGAAUUCUCUUAGCAUUAGAUGUGGAAAUGUACUAGAAGUACUGAAAUGGCUCAAUUUGUGCAAGAAUUUCAACUUUGGAAUAUAUCAGCCGGGGUGGGGGAGGGGGCAGCUCACAAAAUAAAGAAGACAUAAAAACAAGUGGGCUUGGUACAGGCUGACCCAGGUCGAAAUAACCACUUUUGGAAGAUACCGCACUAAGAGCUCAAGUGAAUGAUUGAUGAGAGAGUAAACGUUGAUUGCGUUUUGGUCUGCAUCUUUUUUGCAGCCCCACUUCCAAAAUAUGAAUUAGAAAAAACAACAGUAAUAAAACACCCACUGGGCAUAUUUCUGGAACAUCUGACUCCUUUGAGAAGAAAAGGUAUAAAUGCUAAACAAAGUAAAUUAGCUGGUUAGUUUCCCAAUUAACAUCUGAAGAGCUCCGUGAUACUGGAAUCCAGAAGACCUCAGCAUAACCAAGACCCUGCUGUGAGGGACCUUUGUGGGACCUUUGAACCAGAAGGCCUCAGGGUAACCUAGACCUUACUCCAGGAGGCAUUUGACAGACCAAGUACCUGAGAGUGGAAAGAAGAAAAGAAAAGAAGUCUCCGUCUAGAACUGGUGGCUAUACCUGCUUUGUUUGCCAAUCAGGAUACUGUGUAAGUGCAACGUAGUUACUGAGGGUUUAUGCUUGGGGAAUUGAGGCUUACUAGGGAGAUGUUUAUUAUGUAACCUUUAUUGCUUGUGUGAUUCUUUCUCAAAUAAAUUACUAUGCAUUAAA
Molecule: messenger RNA, 11066 nt
Organism: Malaclemys terrapin pileata
Lineage: Eukaryota; Metazoa; Chordata; Testudines; Emydidae
Product: zinc finger protein 585A-like
Exons: 7
Coding region: 447-3020 (857 amino acids)
Biological process (GO): negative regulation of transcription by RNA polymerase II; regulation of immune system process; regulation of cytokine production
Molecular function (GO): RNA polymerase II cis-regulatory region sequence-specific DNA binding; DNA-binding transcription factor activity, RNA polymerase II-specific
Source: RefSeq, a predicted model, not a curated record